GUAAAGUACAUAUCUGUUCGCACCAACGUAUCAACUUCUCGAGUUCAAAAUUCAUUUUUCUACUACCAGUUUUUAAAACCUCCUCGACCAGUGAAAAAGAACUUUACUAAAGUGAUAGAAUGAAUUCGUACAGAUAUUUCUCCUAUUACAUCACACUGUGGUGUUGCUACUACACAGCAAAAGUGCAUUCGUGGAAACAAAAACCUUUAAUUUUCAAUUAUGGAACCGAAAAACUUAUGGAAGUCAAUGACAACGAUGAUUCUGCGAAAUGUACCUCCUGCUUAACCGCUUGUCCUGAUUCUUCGAGAUUAGUGAAAGAAGUUUCAAUAAGCGGAUAUGGGCUGAUUCUACAACAAGUCUAUGAUGCAGAAAAUCCAAAGAAAAUAACAAAGAUUUGUAACAAUUUACCAACUCCGUCAAUAAUUUAUGAUACAAUGGACGAAGAUUAUGAGAUUGGUUAUGAGUUGUUUUAUAAAGAAGGAGAUGUCACAUUAAGUUUCCAGAUUUAUGAAGAACUGAAUAAGGUUAUAAAUGGAGAACCAAAUACAGAGAAAAGAGCACUUGUUAAUAACGAUUACAUAAGCACAUAUUACGAACAGGAACCGCCAAAUUCAAAAUUCAAAGUUCAAGGCGAACAAACUGAAAUAAUGGUAUUCUAUUGGAUACCCGUAAUGACAGUUGAACUGAAUCCUUCCACACACUCGAGGAAAAUUUUCUUCUCAACAGACAUUAUCAAUGAUUAUUUCCAUAAGGAACAAGUAGCAUCCCAGUGUGACAAUUACUAUUUAAGCGUUGGCUCUCAGAUUUCGACAUUGAAACGCCAAAGUAUCUUCGAUUGGAUUUUUUCCAAACAACCAGUAGAUGAAAAUCGUUUGGAAAAAACACAAAUAUUACCAAUGCACAUGUUGCACACAUUGCCAGGCAGGCUUGCCACUUGCAUGUAUGUAAACGUGGCAUUUAUUUGGAGCAGUAUUGCGAAUGGUCAAUUGCAGAAAGUCGAUUUGUUGCUGUAUGCUUUAUAUAAACUGUGGCCCUCCAACAUCAAGAUAGCUUUCGGUGUGGCAAAUGAAUACAAAUCAGAGGGAAUCGAUCCCAAGUUACUAAAACGAGAUAAGGAAAAUAAAAUAUUUCUCAAGUAUCCCGUUCCCAAAAUAAUGUAUCGAAUGGUUGAGUGGGUCCACGAAACAGGAUUUAUUCAUACGAUCGUCAUUGUAAUUCAUAACAAUCUAAAACCUGUACAACCAGAGGAUCGAAUUUGUUCAGCUACAGACGAAGUACUAGGUUGGGACGAAGUAAAGAACAUUACUGAUACCGGCACAACUACUGGAACAAGUUACACAUGCCCCAUGUCAAAAGAAGUAAUAGAUCAACUCGGAUUCAAGGAGGAAUAUGUUAGAUCACCUUUCAGUUUGAUCCACUUUCCUAAAGUUAACGAAUCAGAUGAAGAUAGAUCUUACAUUAAUGUACAGGAUGAAGUGCUUGAUGAAUUUAAUCGUCUUAGAAAUUUGAAGAAAUAGGUUAAAAAUUAAGACCAUUGUUGAGUUUAGUUGCCACAAAAUUCAAUUUUAGAUUUAAGCUAGUUUUAAGUUGAUUUCUUUUCUGUACCAAACUGUAAAUUUUUCCAAUCACUGUCCUUAAUUUUUCAGAUUCAGGGAGUUUCAACACAACCCAUCACUUUUAUAAAAUAUUUCUCAC
This is a messenger RNA of Planococcus citri (citrus mealybug), 1695 nucleotides long. RefSeq lists its product as uncharacterized. The record is from RefSeq and is a predicted model, not a curated record. The coding region runs from base 120 to 1517 and encodes 465 amino acids. NCBI's taxonomy places the organism in Eukaryota, Metazoa, Arthropoda, Insecta, Hemiptera, Pseudococcidae. The transcript has 6 exons.